This is a messenger RNA of Felis catus (domestic cat), 643 nucleotides long. Its product is annotated as 60S ribosomal protein L12-like. The transcript has a single exon. The record is from RefSeq and is a predicted model, not a curated record. The annotation marks the transcript as partial. Gene Ontology annotation, molecular function: large ribosomal subunit rRNA binding; structural constituent of ribosome. NCBI's taxonomy places the organism in Eukaryota, Metazoa, Chordata, Mammalia, Carnivora, Felidae. Gene Ontology annotation, biological process: translation. Gene Ontology annotation, cellular component: cytosolic large ribosomal subunit; ribosome.
UAUCUCAUUCACUUUAGGCUUUUGGCUGGGAGGAGGCCUAGGUGCAACUCUCUUCGGUUAUCCCAAACCCUGGUUCGUCCCACGCUAGCCACCUCCACCACGCUGCCUAAGUUCAACCCCAAAGAGAUCAAAGGCAUAUACCUGAGGUGCACAGGAGGGGCAGUCCAUGCCACAUCUGCCCUGGCCCCGAAAAUCGGUCCCCUGGGUCUGUCUCUAAAAGAAGUUUGUGAUGACAUCACCAACGCAACUGGUGAUGGGAAGGGUCUGAGGAUGACAGUGAAACUGACCAUUCAGAAUACACAGGCCCAGAUUGAAGUGGUACCUUCUGGCUCUGCUCCGAUGAUCAAAGCCCUCAAGGAACCGCCAAGAUACAGAAAGGAGCAGAAAAACAUCAAGCACAGCGGAAACAUCACUUCUGACAAGAUUAUCAACAUUGCCUGACAGACGCAGCACCGAUCUCUAGCCAGAGAACUCUCUGGAAUCACUAGAGAGAUCCUGGGGACUGCCCAAUCUGUGAGCUGCCAUAUUGAUGGCCACCACCCUCAUGACAUCAUAGAUGACAUCAACAGUGGCACAGGGGAAUGCCCAGCUAGUUAAGAACUACAAAGGAAAAUAUUUCAAUAAAGGAUCAUAAAGACUUCAA